This is a messenger RNA of Botrytis sinoallii, 1407 nucleotides long. RefSeq lists its product as uncharacterized. The transcript is spliced from 2 exons. The coding region runs from base 1 to 1407 and encodes 468 amino acids. The record is from RefSeq and is a predicted model, not a curated record. Lineage: Eukaryota; Fungi; Ascomycota; Leotiomycetes; Helotiales; Sclerotiniaceae.
AUGUUCCUGACCUCGGUCAUAAGCGAGCGGUAUCUCUGGGCAGAUGCGCUCUGUAUCCCUCACGCAAACGAGGAACUCAGAGCUGAGGAACUGAACAUGAUGGGCGCUAUCUACGGUAACGCAGUCGUCACAAUUGUUGCUGCAGAUGGCGACGCACAAGAUGGGCUUCGUGGUCUGGAAGGUGUUUCUCAAUCCAGAGACAUGAACCAACGCAUUAUUCUCUUCGGUGGUGAGCAACUUAUUGUUAGAAAUACAAGUAUUUUCGAGUUAUCGAGUUGGGGCGAUUAUUUUAGCCGAGGUUGGACGUUUCAGGAGCACAGUCUGUCGAAAAGAAAGAUAAUAUUCAAGAACAAAGAGCUGCACUGGCUGUGUCAGUGUAGCGUUUGGCACGAAGAGAUGAUUCCCGACGACGCUUUACCCGCUAUCUCUGGGUUGCUGUCAGUCCUGAGUCGUACAUUCACUGGCGGAUUCUUGUACGGCAUCCCGGAAAUGUUCUUCGAACGAGGAUUAGGCUGGAGUCCCCUCUGGAACCACUCGAACAUCCGACGACCUAAGUUUUCAGAACGAUUUGGAAAGGACCGUCCGUCUCGGGCAGGCUUACCAUCGUGGUCUUGGGUCGGCUGGCACGGUCUCAUUGACAUCUUCAUAUGCGGCGAGGCGGCUCGAAUCAACGGCGACCCACGUCGGAUUGAAGAAACAAUUCCGAUCACAGAGUGGUACACGAGCAAGUCUUCCAACGACUUGCCGGAAAAUAGAAGGAGAAUCAGGUCCACGUGUUUUGAAAAUCGCGAUAAUAACAAGGAUUUUGCGAAGCCAUUGCCUACUGGCUGGUCGUGCCACGACGCCCCCGACACAGGAUCGUCCUGGGGAGAGCCUCACUUGCACCCAGAUGGGUGUGGGAAAUACAUUUUCAAACAUGGGGACAUGCCCGAUACUUACGUGGGAUCGUGGUACUAUCCAUUCCCGGUCCCCGAUAUCCAUAACUCAACGCCGCCAGUCACGCCUGAGCAGACAUCCUAUUUGUUUUGCAAGACUUGGAGGGCGCGCCUCUGGGAACGACAGGCUAGCGAAGGAAAUAUUGCCAGAAUUUUUAAUAGCUCUGGGGAGGAUAUUGGCUCUCUGAAAUUACACAACGAAGCUGACCUGUCUCUCUUCCCAAGCAUGGAUUCCGAGGAAAUUCACGGGUUGCCGGUGGACCUUGUAGCUUUGUACAAGUCACGAGUAUAUUUGAAGAGGCGGUAUGCAGAUCAAAAGAAGCAUGAACACCCAUUUCAGAAAAAAGAUAAAUACAAAGUAUUAUGGGUGGAAUGGAAGGAUGGUAUUGCGUAUCGUCUUGCUAGCGGGCAGGUGAAGGCAGAAGAAUGGGAAAAGUUAGAACCGGAGAAGAUCGAGCUAAUUCUAGGUUAG